This is a messenger RNA of Guyanagaster necrorhizus, 1495 nucleotides long. RefSeq lists its product as uncharacterized. Lineage: Eukaryota; Fungi; Basidiomycota; Agaricomycetes; Agaricales; Physalacriaceae. The transcript has 18 exons. The record is from RefSeq and is a predicted model, not a curated record. The coding region runs from base 204 to 1223 and encodes 339 amino acids.
CUUCGGAAAGGAUCACCUUUUCUAUCCGAUGUCAUCGGUUGACCAGUGACCGAUGGAACUAGGUAGCGCACCGGAGCGCUGGAAGGAGCGUGUCCCCAAUUGGUGUCGCGCAUUAAAUAGAUUCCCACCAUCACUGGGGAAUAAAAGAAUAGCCCUCAUGAUGUUAUAAAGACACUCGUUUGACACGUCUUUCUUAGCUCGAAAUGGCCGGAGGCUCACUCAACGGUACUUUUGGCGCCUUCCUUAUCGGUGUCAUCAUGUCUUCAUGCUUGUUUGGUGUAACCUGCACGCAGACCUGGUAUUAUUUCACUCGCUACUCUGACAGUAUCGCCAUCAAGGCCUUGGUCUGCACUAUAUGGUAUUCGUCACUGCUAAUCAGACACCCAAUUCUUAUGGGUUUGCAUAGGAUUUUGGAAGUCAUCCAUGUGGCUUUCACUAGCUAUGCCAUUUACUAUUAUGUAGUACUACAUUAUGGGAAUCCACCUGCUCUGGCUGAAAUCCCGGUGGUAUGGUCGGUAUCUCUCAAUAUCGGCGUGACGGAUCUCAUUACUUUGCUUGUCUACUUAUUUUAUGCUCGGCGGAUAUAUUAUUUGUCAAAUCACAAUGUUCCCCUAGUGGCCAUCAUCAUUGUUCUCUCGAUCUGUCGCUUGGGAACUAGCCUGGGUGUCACCGGCUACAGCAUAUAUCUCAAGUACUUCAUCCUGUUUGCACGCCCCGGCAUGAAAAACCUCAUCAGGACUUCCUUGAUUCUUCAUGUGGUGACAGAUCUCCUGGUUGCCGUAUCACUUUGUUAUUAUCUCCACAAGAGGCGCACGGGAAUUAAACACACCAACACGAUGAUUAAUAGACUCAUGGUCUAUGCGAUUCAUAACGGUCUUAUAACUGCGAUUGUGGAUAUCCUCGUCUUUGCCUUCAACACAGCCUACCCUGACAAUCUCGUAUAUCUGUCUGUUUAUCAGAUCGUUGCAAACUUAUAUUCAAACUCCUUCCUUGCUACAUUGAACGCCCGUAGACGUACCAAACCGAACAAUGAUACUGACGUCGACAUGUUGAGUCUAUCCACCUCCGGUGCCCAUGAUAUGUCCUUCGAAGAUGCCCCCAGGACCAACACGACCAACUUGCGGCACAUUAAUAUUACUAUCUCAUCCACUGUGGAGACCAUGGGAGAUAUGAACGGGACCUCUUCUGUGAGUGCGUGUAUAGUAGUAACCUUUGCUUAUUGACCGUGUUCAUUCGAACCACAGACUGAACCUGGUUCCAAAGUCGUAAGCGUCUGAAGAAAGAGGACACGGACGUGUUUUUUUCAUCCGCUGCUUAUUGCCUUCGCUUGUUUACUGUCGCACUCGAAAGAUCCUGCAGCGGAAACGGUGAAAUAUCAGCGAUGCCUUGGAAGCGCUUCUUCAGUAUGGCUUCAAUGUGUACAGGAAUCGUAGUUUGGUCGAGACAUACUUGAACGUCCAAGAGGCGCAUACAAGAAGAAUGAGAAAUUGUCUUG